Haliaeetus leucocephalus (bald eagle) is the source of this 1626-nucleotide messenger RNA. RefSeq names its product interleukin 4 induced 1 (gene IL4I1). Gene Ontology annotation, molecular function: polyamine oxidase activity; L-amino-acid oxidase activity. The coding region runs from base 1 to 1626 and encodes 541 amino acids. NCBI's taxonomy places the organism in Eukaryota, Metazoa, Chordata, Aves, Accipitriformes, Accipitridae. Gene Ontology annotation, biological process: amino acid catabolic process. The transcript has 6 exons. The record is from RefSeq and is a predicted model, not a curated record.
AUGCUGAUUGCCAAGUGCCUUCAUUGUAUUAUUUUCUUCUUUUUUCUCUCCCUAGUCCUCUUCCAAAUACUCCUGCUAGUAGGUCUCCUAAAUGCAAAGAGGUUUCAGUCUUUCCCUGAAUAUUGCCUUCAUGACAAAGACUACGAGGAACUGCUGAAGAUUGUCAAAGAUGGGCUAGAACCUGCAACUCAUCCAGCAAACGUGGUCAUUGUCGGUGCAGGAAUAAGCGGGCUUACAGCAGCAAAGUUGCUCCGAGAUGCUGGCCACAGGGUUACUGUUCUGGAAAUGAGCAAUCAGGUUGGUGGACGGAUCAGGACAUACCGACCAGAGGGGCAGGACUGGUAUGUGGAGCUGGGAGCCAUGCGCCUGCCAGGCAAGCACAGGCUCGUCCGUGAAUUCAUUAGGCAGUUUGACCUGAAGCUAAACCCAUUCAUCCAGACAGACGACAACACCUGGUACUUUGUGAACGGCACUCGGAUAAGAGCUGAGGAAGUUAAUAGAAACCCCAAGAUCCUAAACUAUACAGUGGAACCAUCAGAGAGAGGCAAGAGUGCCAGCCAGCUUUAUAGAGAAGCACUAAAUAAGGCUUUCAAGGAUUUCCAGACUGCAGACUGCAAGAAGUAUCUAGCUAAAUAUGACUCCUUCUCCACCAAGGAGUAUUUGAUUAAAGUAGGAAAUCUAAGCCGAGGAGCAGUUCAGAUGAUUGGUGACUUGUUGAACGAGGACUCUGGAUUUUAUCUCUCCUUCCUUGCCUCACUGUGGGAUUUCGAUAUCUUCUCUAGUGACAGUUUUGAUGAAAUCACAGGGGGAUUUGACCAACUGCCCAAAGCCUUCCAUGAAGCAUUGCCCAAUGUCAUUCAGUUCAAUUGCACAGUGGAGAAAAUCAUGACCAAGGGAAACAAAGUCCGUGUGUUUUACCGUGCUCCAGACACUCUGGCCCCAACCAUAGUAACUGCAGAUUACGUCCUUGUCACAUCCACUGCCAAAGCCACCAGGCACAUCCAGUUCCUGCCACCACUCUCUUCUGCAAAGACCCACGCCCUGCGCUCCAUCCACUAUGCAAGCUCCUCCAAAAUAGCCUUGGCUUGCACUGAGAAGUUCUGGCAGAAGGACGGCAUCCGAGGAGGGCAGUCUAUCACCGACCGCCCUUCCCGCUUUAUCUACUACCCCAGCCACAACUUCUCCAGUGGCUUGGGCGUGAUCCUGGCUUCCUACACCUGGAACGAUGAUGCUGAGUUUUUCCUGCCUCUCACAGAUGAGAAGUACCUGGAUGUGGUCCUCCAAGACCUGUCAGAUAUCCACCAAGUGAGCAAGGAGUACCUGCAGUACACCUGUGACCAGUAUGUGAUACAGAAGUGGCAGCUGGACAAACACUCCCUGGGGGCAUUUGCUGCCUUCACCCCUUACCAGUUUGUUGACUACUCUCAGGCUCUCUUCAAGCACGAGGGCAGGGUGCAUUUUGCAGGAGAACAUGCAGCUCAGCCACAUGCCUGGAUUGACACCGCCAUGAAAUCAGCUGUCAGGGCUGCGAGCAACAUCCAUCACGACAGCCGUGAAGCCCCAAUGCUGAACAAGGAGGGGGAGCGGGAGCAGCCGGGGAGUCUCUUGCAGAAGGAAGAUCUCUGA